Dermacentor albipictus is the source of this 2735-nucleotide messenger RNA. RefSeq lists its product as uncharacterized. NCBI's taxonomy places the organism in Eukaryota, Metazoa, Arthropoda, Arachnida, Ixodida, Ixodidae. The record is from RefSeq and is a predicted model, not a curated record.
GCUGUGUAGUUUUGCAGCAAUUUUGUUUCCGUACGUGAUCUGCAGUGGGUGUUAAAUGCCAAAUAAGUGUUGUGUGCUGGUGCGCACCGGCAACUAUGAUACGGGGAAGAGGAUACAAAUGUUUUCUUUCCCUGAAGACGAAGACACUUCCAAGAAGUGGCUGCGCGCCAUUCCUAGGAAGGACUUCGUACCCACUUUGUACACUAAGCAAGAGCGCAGUAGUCAGUAACGGAAGAACAGCGGUGGCCAGAGAAAUGGCGGGCAAGGAUGCGGCUUUCUCUGGAAGAAUAUGGGACCCAAGUGGCGCGGGAGGCGAGAGUUCGUUGGCACCGUUCCGUUCAGGGAACGACCGGGACAUUACGGCGUCCAGCGUCGCGGACGCCGGUGCCACCGCUUCAUCAGGCACCGCAGCCAGUUCUUGCGUCGUCGCCCGUUCACUGUCCUGCUCAGCAACAGAGUGGACGCUUCUCGAGUUCGCCAGACAUCUGCAUCAUGAAGUGCCACUGCAUUUUGCGAGCGCAGAAGCUGUUCUGGAGAUCCUCCAACCCGCAGAGACGUUCUUUUCCUCAUUGGGCGUGGACAUGUCACGGCCCUGCACCUACCCACACGAUGGCCGUUGUUGGAUGCACUGCUACCAGAAUGCUUGGAAUGAAUUCCUGAAUAAUCAUGGUCAAGAGCUGCUGGGGAGUCCCGCAGGCCUGACCCUGCGUACGCUGCGUGUCCCAGGACGCGUUAGUGUCGACCCUGAGAGCACGUUGCUUUCUCUGUGUAUUGUCCUCUGGUUGCUCUACCAGCACCGUUGUAUCACGUCGGCCACCCUCAGCGCCGGCGUCAUAGUUCCACGCCAUAUUUCCAUUUUCUACAGGCUGCUGCUUUUCCACGAAGGCUACGUUAGCGUACACGCAGACGAUUCAGAACCUGCAGGUGCUUGGAAUUGUCACGUGCUUGAUGCUCUCCAUCGCACUAGACACCUGCAGGUAUUCCACGUGUCAGCGCUCCAUCUCGGCGAACGCGAGUGCGACGGCCUUUGUGCUCUCCUCGGGAGGAAUCCGCACCUCUCCGUUCUGGUCCUUCGUAGAGUGACUGUUGACUCCACAGCUACUGCUAACUUCUUCAGCGGGUUGAAGGUCCUCAAGGCACUCGAACGACUCGAGUUCGAGGCGGCAGCGGGUGAACAAAGCGAGUGUGAGGAGAUCGUCACUAUACUGCUUCAAACGACCGUGCGGUGGCUCAACCUAACUGUUGCGUGUAACAUGACCGAAUUUUUCAAGCAGCUCGCCCGAAAUGAAAUGUUGCAGGAGCUAGAGUUAGGCCACCCAGUUUCAGAAGUGGAAUCUUUUCGGUCGCUGGCAUCGUCGCUUGCGGUGAACCAAAGCUUAAGGUGUCUCAAAGUGGCGGUCAACAUGAAUCAUAACGCGGCUUACGAGGACUUCUGUGACGCACUUUCUAAACUUGUCCGGAACAAUAGAAGACUGGAAGUUUUGGACCUUUCAGGUUCUACGCUUCAUGACAGCCAGGCUGCGAAAGCGCUCAGCGAUGCACUGUGUCGUAAUUGCACACUCGAUCGAUUGUAUUUGCACGAGUGCGAUUUGACUUGCACCGAUGUCCUUCUCAUUUUGGACGGUCUAAAAGAGAACGGUUCUCUGAGAGAGUUGUGUUUUGGUCUAGUGAGUGACACGCCAUCUGUACGGGCGUCUGUGUAUGAUAGCAUUGUGCGACAGGGGCUUGUCAACCGCGUGACCUUCGUGUGGAGAGACGAUGAGGUUCCGCUUCUCGCCGAGCGCCUCGAGUGCUGUCUUUCACUGCGGAAGCUUUAUUUCAGCGCCGAAGACGCCUGGCCCGAAGAUGUCGGCAAUUUCCUUAAAAUCCUGCCCGAGUUCCACAGUACUCUGGACACCUUGCAUAUUCACGCUCCGGGAGUGAUCACCACGGAUGGGGCCCGCUGCCUCUCUUCACUCUUCGAGCUCAGUACGGCGCUUCACAAGGUGGCCGUAAUUUAUGAAACAACUCAGGAGUCCUCGUUAGCAUUACUCGAAGGUCUUGCGAGCUCCAACUCUAUUACCUUCUUCGCAUUCGGGCGCUGGUACCUCGGAGGAAUGGUGUCCGUGGCCUUCCGCACUGCCCUAAUGAAUAACAUGAGCCUCCUGCAACUCGAUGUCCACAAGUCCGACGGCGAACGCGUGCCCUCGGAGUUUAAAAACAUGUUGCCAGAUGUAGUGUUCACAAGCAAGAGCCUUGUGACCGUGCGCCACUUCCGUGACCACGAGGAAGUGAACGAGGGGAUGACUGAUGUCAUCGUUCGGUCAACGCUGCGAACAAAUGAGAUGGCUCUGCGCGACACGCUCGACGUCAUCCUGCAGAAGAAACUGGCAGCGCAGGCGGCGUACGCGUACCACAAGUUGCGCUUCUGCGACGACCAGGGUUCCUGCUGUCCCAAUGUAGGUUGCACAUCGCGUCGGACCAACCGCCUCCUAGAAAUGUACCACUCGAUGAGGCACUCCCUACGCCGCUUGCGCCUACAGUACGACUCCGUGCCCGACCCGAAUCCGGAAAGAAACCCACGUGCCGAGUUCGAAGAACUGUACCUGCAGUGCUUGAACCAGGUUAAGAAGCGUGUGUGCGCUUCGACAACACUUUAAAACGACUUUGUUUUUAGUUACUUUUGUGUACGCGGUGAGACUGUCAUGCACUUUGCGCUCACUAAGGACAAUUAUAAAGAAGUGGUCUCCACAGCA